Messenger RNA from Exaiptasia diaphana, 2496 nucleotides. RefSeq names its product TNF receptor-associated factor 5. Gene Ontology annotation, biological process: tumor necrosis factor-mediated signaling pathway; regulation of canonical NF-kappaB signal transduction; positive regulation of JNK cascade. Gene Ontology annotation, cellular component: plasma membrane signaling receptor complex. The record is from RefSeq and is a predicted model, not a curated record. Gene Ontology annotation, molecular function: zinc ion binding; protein binding. NCBI's taxonomy places the organism in Eukaryota, Metazoa, Cnidaria, Anthozoa, Actiniaria, Aiptasiidae.
UACUCUACAGACAGAAAAAGCUCCCGACUCUGUUAAUUGUAUAUUYCUUUAUAAGGACUAAGGCUUCUUCUAGAUGAGCCUGCAAGAUCAAACCCACUGCCCUCGAUGUGGUGCGUUGCUAGACAACCACGAAUACCUGAAGUUUACGACUCAAGAAAACUACGAGUCUUUGAAAGACACUUCAAAACAACUUGAAAUGACGACUUUAAACGGCUCUGGACUUUGCUCAAAGUGCUUGGAAUCAGAGAUGAAUCUUCAAGGCUUUAAUUCACCUUUUAAAUUCUCAUCUCCAAGACGAAGAAGGCACUCGUCUUCAGACUCAGAGCUUUUAUCUGAGAGGUUAACAAAAAGCGAAAAGGAAACUGCGAAUACAGAUGCGAUAGAGAAGUUCCUAUCAGUUUGUUUGCAGCAGUUUGAAUCAUAUUCCCGCAGCAAGAAUCAUAAUGGAGGUCACAACCUUGGCGUCCAGUUAAAGGAUGCUUGCAGUACCACCAACGAUGACCGACCGAUCGAUUUAACGACAUGUGCCGACAAGUCCCCGACAGUGUGUCGGUACUGCAAACGACAGACGAAGCCAGGAAUACAAGGAUUGAAGAGGGAUCCAAAGUAAACCUCGCGAAUCACUUGGAAAAAAUGCUCGCUGAUCAUCUUCACUUGGCGUGCGAAGUCGUCGAUGAUCAGAAGAUUGAGCUGGAGAGGCAAGCUGAUAGGUUACGGCUGCAAGACCAGGCAAUCGUCCAGCUCAACGAUACAGUGGUCAAAAUUAAACAACUCUUUGACCAGCAGGUUAAACUCCGUGAAAACCAAGAUAAAGCAAUCGAAAAACUCAACGAACAGCUAAAAGAACACAAGAAGAAUUCAAGCAAACAUUUCUAUUGAACAGUGCUCAACAUAAUCGAUAAAUCACUUUAAUAAAACAGAAACAAAAUGAAACACAGUAAUGAGACAUACAGCGCUUCAGUAUUAUAUCAGGACUAGUCUCCUUCACGCUUACGUGCGCCAUCUUGAAAGGUAGCCGUGCCUUUGCAUCGAAGCAAAACAAUCGUUGAGCAUGCAAUGAUAGAUGCCUGUGAAUAAUUGUCUGUAGGUGUGAAAGAAGGUUUCUAUCAUUGCAUGCUCAACGGUCGUCUCGCUUCGAUGCAAAGGCACGGCUACCUUUCAAGAUGGCGCAGGGAACCGUGAAGAAGACUAUGGUGAUGCACAUGCCUCAGAGUCAUUCAUAAUAAAGCCAAUGAAUUUUGGUAAUAAUCGUUUCGCCGUCAUAAGUCUGCUUUAAGUUGUACAAAAUUUGGACACAAAAAAAUUAAAAAGAAAUUUUGGAGAAAUUAAAGUCAAAUCGUCGAUCAAGUAAAUAAUUKUUACGCUUUUUGUAACGCUUACUUUGUUGAAGUUGCGUUACUUUUGAAGGURCCUGGAUAGUGUGCACGUCGGUAGAGUUUUAUUAUUGAAUUUUAGUUUGAAGUCGGAGAUUUUGCACUUCGAAAAACGAUUACCUUUAGUGAGCUAGUUGAUCAAUUGAAAUAAUUAAAAUUAAUCCUCCUGAAAAAAUCCACUUGCUAAUASAUCGAAGCCUUUUCUUUUCAACUUCUCCGUAAGUCUCCGUCSAGUGAUCCARGGAAGGUUUCAUUGCCUUCUCAAAGGCUCACGGGAAGAGAGGUGAUUAAUGAAAAUGAAGAAUAAAAAAUCAGCAGCCAGGUGUAAAUGUGAUGUAAUUUUAUUACAAUUGUCUGACGAACAUCUCUAUUAAAAUCUUAUUUUUUUCCAACUUUCUCAGUUUUUAAACUUAAAACUUUCUUAAAAUGAUGUUCAAAUUUGGACAAUAUUAUUAGAAUUUAGCUUAAAAAUCGUUAAAAUAAUCGAUAAAGACAUCUACAUAAUAUUUUUAAAUAAUGCUUUACAAUUUAUAAAAGGUAAAAAAUCAUAUAUUUUUUUCUGUGRUUCAUAUCAAACAAUUCCUGUACAUAUUGGCACGGGAUCCCUGUGUUUUGGUCUGGUAUUUCGGUGCACUUCCAAAUAAGGUAAUAUCACCAUAUAUGGCCACGUCCACAAAAAAACCGAAUAGUCUCCUUCACGGUUACCUGCGCCAUCUUGAAAGGUAGCCGUUGAGCGUGCAAUGAUAGAAACCUUCUUUCACACCUAGCAGACAAUUAUUCACAGGUUUCUAUCAUUGCACGCUCAACGGUCGUCUCGCUUCGAUGCAAAGGCACGGCUACCUUUCAAGAUGGCGCAGGCAACCGUGAAGGAGACUAUUAGUAUCUCCAAAGCAAUUGUUUGGUAUGUCAAAAAGAAAAAAAAGMAACCCUACGCUUCCCGGUGUUUUGAAAAUCCCGUUCAUUCGGGCCAUAGAAAUCCCGUUGUAGUACAGGAUGAUUUUUGUGGAACGUUUUCGUAUUUGCUACCGGAAAUGAUGUAACCGGAAGUGACGUCAGAGCAACGUUAUAAAUUAUUUCACUUUUAUGCAUAUCUGCGUUUUUCUAUUAAAAUAUCUAAAAUCUC